AUCUUGUUUUUCAUUUAAUCUGUCAAAGUUGUCAAGAAGGGAAGGCGUUGUAAAAUUUGUUGACCGGUUUAUUUAUAAUUUUUCUCUCUAAUAGGUUAAUGAUUGGUGUUGAAUGUGUUUAAAAUUAUGUCUCCUUUAUAAAUACGUGUUAGUGAUAAAGUACACUGCGUAGUUCUAGGUAUAAGCUGACAAGGACGCAGCAAAAAUGAGUGUCAUCAUAAGGCUUCAGAACCUCCCGUGGUCCGCCAAUGCGCUGGACAUUAGGAAUUUCUUUCGGGGCCUGUCGAUACCUGAAGGUGGAGUUCACAUCGUAGGAGGGGAGCUUGGAGAUGCUUUCAUUGCGUUCAGUACGGACGAGGACGCGCGCCAGGCCAUGAUGCUGGACGGAGGCAAGGUGAAGGAGGUCCAGGUGCGGCUGCUACUGAGCUCGCGCUCCGAGAUGCACAAGGUCAUCGAGACGGCGCGCCAGACCGUGCCCAUCAUGAGCCUCACCGCCCCUGCCCCCGCGCCCGCGCCCACCCCGGUAGUCAACCCCUUUGCUGCGGCUUUAGGGAAUGUCACUGUGGCAAGCCUGGGGAUCCCUGGGCUAGGCAACCCGCUAGAGAUACCCCAGCCCGCGGUGAUAGAGCCCCCCGCGCCGCUGUCGCUUAGUCCACCCCUGAUAAUUACUCCCAACGAGCCGGAGAAGGAUGAGGAUGAUCGCGCUGAGAAUAAGAAGAACAAGGAGAGGAAUAGACGUAAUAAGUCCGACUCGCCGUCCCGCUCGCGCUCGCGGUCUCGAGACAGGAAGGACAAGAAGCGCGACAGAAGGGACAGGUCCCGCGACCGGCGGCGCCGCGACCGCAGCCGCAGCCGCAGCCGCGAGCGCCGCGGGGAGCGCAAGCGGGACUCGCGCCACCGCUCCCGCUCGCCGCGCCGCCGCGACCGCUCGCCCAUGACCGACGCCAAGCGCUCCGUGUCCAGCACGCCCGCCGCGCCGCCCGCGCCCGACCUGCGCGCCGACGCCGGCAAGAAGCGCCAGAACAACUUCCAGCCGCCCGAGCAGAACGGCGGCGGCGGGCGGUUCAACGGCGGCGGGCGCGGCGCGGCGCGCGGGGGCCGCGGGGGCGCGCGGGGCGGCGGCGGGGAGCGCGGCUGCUGCGUCGCCGUGCGCGCCGCGCCCACGCACACCAGCUACGGCGACGUGCGCCGCUUCUUCCCCUUCAUGAUCGACAUGCACGGCAUCAAGAUGAUCAACGACCGCCUCGGCCACCGCACCGGCAACAUCUACGUGCGCUUCUGCGAGGCGCGCUCCAAGAACCUGGCGCUGCAGCGCAGGAACAACCAGCUCAAGGGGCAGGACGUGAUCGUGGAGCACCUGUCCGACGACGAGUACGACGCCGCCGUGGACUCCUUCCUGCCCUACCGCGAGGAGGAGCCCGCGCCGCCCGCCCCCGCGACCGCGCCCGCCCCCGAGCCCGCGCCCGCCCACACCGUGCUCAAGCUCACCGACCUGCCCAACUUCGUGAAGGAGCACGACAUCAUCAAGGCGUUCUCCGACUUCUCGCUGCUGAGUAUCAUGCUGCUGGACGACCGCGCCACGCGCAGCAAGUUCGCCUUCGUGCAGUUCGUGAAGGCGGAGGACGCGCGCCUGGCCUGGGAGCGCCGCGAGCGCCUCGCCUUCGGGCGCCGCGUGCCCACCGUGGCGCCCGUCAGCGACCACGAGUACGAGAUGGAGAAGUGCGCCGCCGCCGCCGCCGCCGGCGCGCCCGCCUCCCCGCCGCCCGCGCCCGCCCCCGCGCCGCCCCGCGACCCGCGCCAGCGCCCCGCGCCCGCCGCGCCGCAGCCGCAGCCGCCCGCCUUCUUCCCCGCGCCGGGCGCCUUCCCCCCGCACGCCGCCUUCACCCCCGCGUUCCAGCCGGCGCAGUUCGGCGGCUUCCCCCCGCGCGCCGCGUGGCCCGAGCCCGACGACGACGCGCUGGACUGCGUGCUGGUGAAGGGGCUGCCGCGCGACGCCACGGACCGCACCAUCGUGGAGUUCCUGGCGGACACGGGCGCCGUGCCCGCGCGCAUCCACCUCAUGCUGGAGCCGGGCGGGGAGCCCUCGGGCGACUGCUUCUGCGAGUUCCGCAGCGAGGCGGAGGCGCGGCGCGCGGCCGGCAAGCACGCGGCGCUGCUGGCGGGGCGCCGCGUGAGCGUGGACCCCGUGCCGCGCUCCGUGCUGCAGGCGGCGCUGGCCCCCGCGCCCCCCGCCGCCGCCGCCGCCCCCGCCGGGCCCGCGCUGCUCGGCGACGGGCCCCUGCAGAUGCCGUUCUUCGACGGUCCUCGCCAGCCCUUCAGCCAGCGCGGCGGGAACAGCUUCCGCGGCCGCGGCGGCUUCGACCGGCAGGAGUUCAACGGCAACGGCUCCAGCGGGCGCGGCGGCGGCUUCGAGCGCGGCCGGUUCAACAGCCGCGGCCGGGGGAACUUCGACCGCAGCGGCGGCAUGAACAAUAUGGGCGGCGGAGGCAUGGGCAAUAUGGGAGGAGGUAUGGGCAAUAUGGGAGGAGGUAUGGGCAAUAUGGGAGGAGGUAUGGGCAAUAUGGGAGGCGGAGGUAUGGGCAACAUGGGAGGUAUGGGUGGAGGCAACAUGGGCGGUCGCGGAGGGCGCGGCUCGUUCGACUCCCGCGGACGCGGGCGAGGCUUCUCUCGCGGCCGCGGCGGUUUCGACUCCGGUCGGGACUUCGACGGGCCGCGCGACUUCGACGGGCCUCGAGACUUUGACUCUGGGCAGAACAUGAACGAUCACAUGGACUCUCCGGACCCCACUCUAGAAGAGUUCGGCGCCCCGGGCUGCGUGGUCACAAUGGAAAACGUUCCGUUCCGCGCCAGCGUAGAUGAAAUCCUGCAAUUCUUCGGCGAGUUCGACCUGACGCAGGACGACGUCAUCAGGCGGUUCAACGAGCGCGGGCAGCCCACGGGCGACGCGCGGGUGUCGUUCCGCACGCCCUUCGACGCGCAGCGAGCCUGCAAGACGCACCACCUCGACACCAUCCACGACCGCCGCAUCACGCUCAACAUACUCUAGCAAAACGACUGUAGUGACUAAACUGGCAGAGUGAGUGAACUCUAUAGCCAGACGUCUAGUGACGUCAGAGUGAACUAUAGACUAUUUUAGUGAUAGACUGGUGAGUUUCUGUGUUGGAGAACAUUGUGUGGUUUGACGUGGUUGUUACUUGGGUACGCACUUUACGCACUGCGGCUGAUUUAAUAAUUUGAUUGAUUGUUAAUUAAUCUACUGAUGAUGACAAUGAUAUAGAGAAAGUAACAUGAAUUGUGUUCCGUUGAUGACGUAGCUACGGGUAGCUACGAUUGCCUUUAUACAUGAAACUGAACUGUGUAUAGAACUGUAAAUGUUAAUUAUUAUAAUAAUUUAGAGAUACCUACCUAUUGUAAUUUCUAGACUUACGACAAAGAAAAAAUAAAAAACGUAUUUUAAAUUUUAUGUUUUAUUUUACAAUUAUCAUCCUUCAUCGUUUUUAUCGCAUACAAAAGAGAAUGCUCUGCAAAACAAUGUUUCACAUUAAAUAGUAGAUAUUUUUAUUACAGAGGUCUCGCUCUUACAUACACAACACUUCACUGUACACAACAUUUACUUGCCUUGUUAAUUGUAAUAAUACACAUUCCAUAUGCCUACUGAUAAAAAUAUCAAUCGUAAGGGAUUUGCUUCUUCUAUAGUUUAUUAGUACAAAAUUCCCUUGGCAAAUUCACACCCAAUUUAUUAGAAAAAACAGAUUUAGCAAUUCCCCAUAUUUAGUUAAUUAACAACACUAGAAAAUUACAAAAAUAAUUACUUAGAUUUAAAUAAAAUAACACCGUAUCAUUUAGUUAUAAUGGAAAAGAAAAAUGCAAAUAGGAUAGAGAUCAGACGAAAUUUUGUUCAUAGGAUCUGAAAAGUUACACAGGGGAAGAAACAAAUAACUUUAUUUUGUGAUGAUUAUACACAUAAUAUGGUUUUGCGUUGCGUUUUACACUUAAAGAACUAAAAAAAAAUAAGAAAACACUUUCUUUCGAAAAUACAGGAGUACUACAAAAGUAGGUACAUAAAAAAAUGCCAUUUCAAACCAAGUGCUAAAAACAACUUUUCGACUUAUCCUACAACAUAUUAAUAUUUAAGCUUUUGUAAGCAAUAACAUCUUUGGACAAUACCACAUCCCUGCUCACACACUAUUGCGGCUUUGUGAAUUUUGACAAUAUUCGAACAAACAUUUAAAAUCGUCGAAAUGUAUGUGACCCGUUUUGACAACUGCUUCAUUAUUGUAUUUACUUUGGUACAUCCAAUUUGGUAAUCCUUUGACGAAUACAUAAAAA
This is a messenger RNA of Plutella xylostella (diamondback moth), 4329 nucleotides long. RefSeq lists its product as uncharacterized. The record is from RefSeq and is a predicted model, not a curated record. Gene Ontology annotation, molecular function: RNA binding. NCBI's taxonomy places the organism in Eukaryota, Metazoa, Arthropoda, Insecta, Lepidoptera, Plutellidae.